GUUUGUUUUUCUUUUAAUUAGUUCGGUUAAAACGGUUCCCCACUUCCUUCUCUGACUCUCACUAUUAUCUUCCCCUAUUCAUUUUUCUUCCACUCUCUCUAAUGGCGGCUGUUUCCUUCAAUAUCAAUGGUGGAAAGAUUGGAAAUUUAUGUUCAAGACACGAAGUCGGUUGUGGGUUUGUAAGAAAAUUGGAUUUUAGAACUCAUACUUCUAUAUUUGAAAAACAUAUGUUAAAAACUUCAAGGUUUAAAGCAAUGGAAGUUUCUGCAAAUGCAACAGUAAAUAUAGUUCCUAUUUCAGCUCAUUCUAGGGUGAUGCGCCACACAAUUUCAGUCUUUGUUGGGGAUGAAAGUGGUAUAAUCAAUAGGAUUGCCGGCGUUAUUUCUAGGAGAGGAUACAACAUAGAGUCUCUGGCUGUUGGUUUAAAUAAGGAUAAGGCUCUUUUCACUAUAGUAGUGUGUGGGACUGACAAGGUGUUGCACCAAGUAUUGGAACAACUCGGCAAGCUUGUUAGUGUCUUAAAGGUUGAAGAUCUAUCUAGGGAGCCUCAAGUGGAACGUGAACUUAUGCUAUUAAAGCUUCAUUCUAAUCCAGAUACCUAUGCUGAGAUAAUGUGGUUAGUGGACAUCUUCAGGGCAAAGAUUGUCGAUAUCUCAGAAAGCUUCGUUACUGUUGAGGUGACUGGCGAUCCUGGAAAGAUGGUGGCUGUCCUGAGAAAUUUUAGCAAGUAUGGAAUCAAAGAAGUUGCAAGGACAGGAAAGAUUGCUCUAAAACGAGAAAGGAUGGGCCAGACAGCUCCUUUUUGGAGAUUCUCUGCUGCAUCUUAUCCAGAUCUAGAAGAAAAGGCUGUUGAAUCUUUUGUCAGGCCUGCAAAAAGAAGCAUCAAUACUGAUCCUGGCUCAUCGUCUAGUGGUGAUGUUUAUCCAGUGGAGCCUUAUGAAGCCUCCAUAAAUACAGUACUCGAUGCUCACUGGGGCGUUCUUUACGAAGAUGAUUCGAGUGGGCUUAUGUCACAUACUCUGUCCAUGCUGGUAAAUAAUGCUCCUGGAGUUCUGAACACUGUUACAGGAGUAAUUGCUCGUAGAGGUUAUAACAUUCAGAGUCUUGCUGUGGGCCCUGCUGAAAAGGAGGGUCUUUCUCGUAUCACAACUGUUGUUCCUGGAAACGACGAGUCAAUUGCAAAAUUGGUUCAGCAAUUAAACAAAUUAGUAGACCUUCAUGAGAUUCAGGACCUUACUCACCAGCCAUUCGCAGAGCGAGAGCUUAUGUUAAUUAAAGUAGCUACAAGUACUUCUGCCAGGAGAGACGUUCUUGAUAUUGCUAAUAUUUUCCGUGCAAAAGCUGUGGAUGUUUCUGAUCACACAAUAACAUUACAACUUACUGGUGAUUUUGACAAAAUGGUUGCGCUACAGAGAUUAUUGGAGCCUUACAGCAUUUGUGAGAGAAGAUUAGAAUCGCACCCCGGCCAAGAUAAUACUCGUAUCAGGAAGGUUGUUAAUUUUGGUGUCGUGAGCCAAAUACGAUUGUUCCUAGAACAUUUGUUAAAACAUUGUGUUUUUCUGUGUUUGCCUGAAUCAAGCUUUUGCAUCUCAGUUAGAUGUGGCUGAGAUUAGAUUGCAAUCUUUUUUGUGAAGUGUUUCCAAAUUAAGCACAUGCUGAAUCUCUGCUGCAGCAUCUCAUCGAUGGGACGUGAUUCGUAAUAUAUACUGCUCGUUGAAACAUCAUCUGUAAUCUUUCUUCUUUUCUCCAAUUAUGUAUUCUUUUCCAAGUGUAGAGACGAGGUAAUAGAGAAUCCAUAAGAAAGACAAAAAGUUGGAGAUCGGGAGACUUGAAAAGAGAGCGAGAAAAACCGAAGAUGACUGGAGGAAAAAUGACCUAGACUUACAUUUGAGAUGGUAGCAAAUCGGAAUAAAUGGUGAAUAAGAUUCCAUAUGGAUAACUGAUGAAAUUGAUAUAUUGGUGCACAUAACCGAUCCCAUUAUUUGGGGUUAAAGCUUUAACAUUAUUGUUUCUGAUGUAUACUUUUCGAAGCACAUAUAUUGUUAUAAUAUUCCUUUGUCUUGAAGAAAAGGUUGGAAGGCACUCUUUUUUGUAAUAGUGGAUUAAAUUUGGAGAUUUAGGAAUUCUAUAGCGUCUGAGAAAAAAUAAAUGAGAAUACAUCAUGAAUUGUCCCUAAUGAAAAUGAUAUUGGCACUUUGGAUGAAAGCAUUGGACGAAGAUAUCCCUUACAACCCAAUGGAGAUUGUGAGAAAGGUAGAAUGCUUGAAGAUGUGAAAAAUAUUUAAGAAUCAGAAAUUGUGAAUAAGAUGCCCAGAAUAUAAGGUGUGGAAAAGCAUUGCUUAAAUAGAAGGUAGUUAGAUUUGGCAGUGUAAGGACUUAUGAGGAAGAGGGGACCAUGGCUUCACAUUAGAAAUGCAUUGGUGGAGAACCACUCGACUUUCUUUGGAAGUAUUUUGCACUCUUUUGUUCGAAAUGCGUCUAUGACAAUUGAUGUGAAGUAUACUUGCUAUGGAUUUUUUCGAGAUAAUAGAGUCUAUCAAAUACGAGCCAAGAGAAUGGACUAAGUAUUACAAGAAUGACUUUCCUUAAAGCACUUUUCAUUUGCAAAGUAAUCUAGAUGCCUGUUUGAGUUGGAGAAAAGGAAGCAAAUGGAUGUAGGUUGAUAGCUCUAGUGUAUGAGCAUUCGAAGUUUUUUAAUGAUCCCUACUCUUGAUCAUAGCAGGAGAUUGUACUUGUGGACUAUUGGCGUAUGACUCUCUUGAUAUAUGAUUGCAUCACAAUUCUCCCUUCCUAUGGCUUUUCCCUACUAGGUUUUUUUUAUGUUGGUGGUUGAUUUUAUUGUUCAUAUGUCUAAUUAUUAAUUGUACUUUGAAUUCACCUUUACCAAUGUACGAACACUUAUUUAAUUGUACCUCGUUGGUACCUCAAAAUCCAUUUAGCAGCUUCCCAAUUGAUUGAACAUAAACCUGCUUGCAGCUCCGACUGCAUGUCUAAUAUCUGGUCUUGUAUACAUCAAACUUCCAAUAGCCGAAGCUUAAGGAACCUUAGCCAUAUAGUCUUUAUCUUCAUCUGUCUGAGGGAACUGGUCCUUUCAUAAUCAAAAAUGACUCGCCAAGGGUGUACUACAGGCUUAGCAUCACCCAUAUUAAAUCUCUUAAGAAUGCAUUUGAUGUACUCUAAUUGAGAUAACUGCAGAGUUCCUCUCUACUUAUUUCUUGUGAUUUGCAUUUCG
Messenger RNA from Amaranthus tricolor (Joseph's coat), 3232 nucleotides. RefSeq names its product acetolactate synthase small subunit 2, chloroplastic-like. The transcript is spliced from 12 exons. Bases 102 to 1607 code for a protein of 501 amino acids. Gene Ontology annotation, biological process: L-valine biosynthetic process. The record is from RefSeq and is a predicted model, not a curated record. Lineage: Eukaryota; Viridiplantae; Streptophyta; Magnoliopsida; Caryophyllales; Amaranthaceae. Gene Ontology annotation, cellular component: cytosol. Gene Ontology annotation, molecular function: acetolactate synthase regulator activity; acetolactate synthase activity.